Molecule: messenger RNA, 3080 nt
Organism: Thamnophis elegans (Western terrestrial garter snake)
Lineage: Eukaryota; Metazoa; Chordata; Lepidosauria; Squamata; Natricidae
Gene: BRD9
Product: bromodomain containing 9
Exons: 17
Coding region: 81-2048 (655 amino acids)
Biological process (GO): regulation of transcription by RNA polymerase II
Cellular component (GO): nucleus
Source: RefSeq, a predicted model, not a curated record
GUUCCCUGGAUUAGAGGGAGGAGUGGCUUCCAGGUGGGCUGAGAAUAAGUGAGUCUUAAUAGUUAAUUAUAAUUAUAGUUAUGGGGAAGAAACAUAAAAAGCAUAAAGCGGAAUGGAGAUCAACAUCUGCCCCAAGUGUCACUGCUUCUGGAACCGGCGCUACUGCUUACGAUGAUUAUCUGGACAAACCUUUGGAAAAGCCAUUGAAACUGGUGCUGAAAGUUGGAGGUAGUGAAGUGACUGAACUUUCAGGAUCAGGACAUGAUUCCAGUUAUUAUGAUGACCGAUCAGAUCAUGAGAGAGAGCGACAUAAGGAAAAGAAAAAGAAAAAGAAAAAAAAAUCGGAGAAAGAAAAGCAUCUUGAUGAUGAGGAAAGGCGGAAGAGAAAGGAAGAGAAGAAAAGAAAGAGAGAGAAGGAACAUUGUGAUACUGAAGGUGAAAUGGAUGACUUUGAUCCAGGAAAAAAAGUGGAAGUUGAUCCACCUUCUGAUCGUCCAGUCCGGGCCUGUAGAACUCAACCUACAGAAAAUGAGAGCACUCCUAUUCAGCAAUUAUUGGAACAUUUCCUUCGUCAGUUACAAAGGAAGGAUCCUCAUGGUUUUUUUGCUUUUCCAGUCACGGAUGCUAUUGCUCCUGGCUAUUCCAUGAUAAUAAAACAUCCUAUGGAUUUUGCUACCAUGAAAGAAAAAAUUGCAGCAAAUGAGUACAAAUCAGUAACAGAAUUCAAGGCAGAUUUUAAACUGAUGUGUGACAAUGCAAUGACUUACAACAGACCAGAUACCGUGUAUUACAAAUUGGCUAAAAAGAUUCUCCAUGCUGGCUUUAAGAUGAUGAGCAAAGAACGGCUGUUAGCUUUGAAGCGCAGCAUGUCGUUUAUGCAGGACAUGGAUUUUUCUCAGCAGGCAGCUCUUUUGGGCGAUGAAGAUCCAGCUGUUGAAGAUCCAGUGCCCGAAGUUGUUCCUGUGCAUGUAGAGACUACCAAGAAAUCCAAAAAGCCAAGUAAAGAAGUUAUUAGCUGUAUAUUUGAACCAGAAGGAAAUGCAUGCAGUCUGACAGACAGCACAGCUGAAGAACAUGUCCUGGCCUUGGUAGAGCACGCAGCAGAUGAAGCACGGGAUCGAAUCAACCAGUGUCUCCCAAAAAGCAAGAUAGGUUACCUGAAAAAGAAUACUGAUGGAUCUUUGAUCUUCAAUGUACUCAAUCCAUCAGAUCCUGAAACAGAAGAGGAGGAAAGCCAUCCAGUGGAUCUGAGCUCUCUAUCUAGCAAAUUAUUACCAGGUUUUACAGCAUUAGGUUUCAAAGAUGAAAGAAGGCACAAAGUUACAUUUCUUUCAAGUGCUAAUACAGUGGUUUCAAUGCAAAACCACUCUAUCUUUCAUGAUCUGAAAAUGGAUGAAAUGGAGCUGCUAUAUUCAGCAUAUGGAGAUGAGACUGGGAUUCAGUGUGCUUUAAGUCUUCAAGAAUUUGUGAAAGACUCUGGAAGCUAUAGUAAAAAAAUAGUAGAUGAUUUGCUGGAUCAGAUCACUGGUGGAGAUCAUUCCAAGUCUAUUUAUCAACUAAAACAGAGAAGAAACAUUCCAAUGAAGCCACCAGAUGAUCUCAAAGUUCCGUCAGUCCUCAUAAAAGAAGAACAUAAGUUAUGUAAUACUUGCCCAGAUGACUCCAAGCAAAAUAUGAUUGGAGAAGCCAUUGGAGAUAAUAAUAAUAGUUCUGUUUUGGACUUUUUAUCUAUGAAAACCUAUUCAGAUAUGUCACUUGAUAUAUCUAUGCUGAGUUCAUUAGGUAAAGUAAAGAAAGAAGUUGAUCAUGAUGACAAUCAUUUACACUUGGAUGAAACAACUAAAUUAUUACAGGACCUCCAUGAGGUACAGACUGACAGAAUAGGAUCCAGGCCUUCCUCCAACCUCAGUUCCCUCUCUAAUGCUUCUGAAAGGGAACAACAUCACCUAGGAAGCCCAUCUCAUCUAAGUAUAGGAGAGCAGCAAGAUAUGGUCCAUGACCCCUAUGAAUUUCUUCAAUCUCCAGAAUCUACAAAUACCAAUAAUUAAUCUCAGAUAUUCUGUACAUAUUAACUGUAUAACAGUUAAUAGAAUCCCAUGAAACAGUACACAUUUCAACCCCAACUUUCAAAAAAGAAUUAAUGUUUAGUAACAUGUAUACAUUUUACUUGGAUAAAAAACGUCAUGGUAUUGGUACCACCAGAAACUAUAUUUUAGCAGUAUGUGCAAUGGACAUUGCUGAAGGAGUUACAAAUUAUGUACUUUGAAAAGAAAAACUUGUUUAAUUUUAUAAAAAAAUGGCUAACUAGCUGUUUAUCAUGCUUUUUGAUUGUUACGCAUACUUGGUGUACAAGUGUGUCUAUGUAAAAUUUUGUUAGGAUAAAUUUAUUUUAUUUGUAAUAUAAGUUUUAGACAUAGGAUAGUUUUCAUAUUUGCCCUCCUAUCAGUUGUCAAGAUGGCCUGAUGAAAAGAAAGGUAUUGACUCUUCAUUGGGAAUUUUUAAAAUUAAGUGUUUGAAAUUUGAUAUUGAAUGAUUUUUAAACAUUAUGUGGAAACUAGAAUAAUACAUUCAAUAUUAACAAUAUUCCAAAUAUUAAUAAAUGUAUACUUGUGUUCUGAAGUUUCCAGUUGAUAAUUUGUCAGCUAGUUCAUAAUUUGUCAUCUUGAGUUAAUUAUGAUGUGCUAUAUAUGCAUCACUUUAAUAUUGUAGUUUUAAGAUUCCUAUAGCAGGGAUUGCAAACGUGACCCAAGAGCUGCAUGCGGGCUGCUGAAUUCUUUUGUGUAGCCUACAUUAACUCAUCAUGAAGUAUUGUUUGCUUCUCCUCUUCUUUUUUUUGUCCUGGAAGGCCCCAGCUUUCUACCAUUGUCUGGCUUUGCAGGAUUUCUUUCUGCGGGUUGGCGCAGCAUUUUUGUAAGACUAAUUCUUAUGUGCAGCUAUGAUGGCACUAAUGAUGAUUCUAAAUAUUGGUUAGGGUAACCAUGAAGAGCCAGAGAGUGCAUGUCAAUGCAGUAUGUUUGUACACAGAACAACAUAGUGGCUGAGGUAUGCAACAAUAUGCCGGUUAAAUGGAGAAGAUCAAA